This is a messenger RNA of Salmo salar (Atlantic salmon), 5313 nucleotides long. Its product is annotated as serine/threonine-protein kinase 40. Gene Ontology annotation, biological process: protein phosphorylation. Gene Ontology annotation, molecular function: protein kinase activity; ATP binding. Lineage: Eukaryota; Metazoa; Chordata; Actinopteri; Salmoniformes; Salmonidae. The record is from RefSeq and is a predicted model, not a curated record.
UGUCAGGUGGCGCUGCUAUGGAAAGAUGCGAUCAGAAAGCUGACGAAUGGAAGCUGUUGCUGAGUGGUCAUUUCGGUAAUAGUGGCUAAAACAAACAUAGCGCGAUAUCAACCCUCCAUAUACGGUCUCCUUUCGUUUGGGGGGGUAACCAACUGCGUAUGCACCGAACAAAUACGUUUAAAGAAAUGUUCAUGCUGUAGCAAUACAACGCAGACUUUCCUCGGCGUUUUCAGCUCGAGAGCUCUAGCAUGUCUAAGCGGCGCUCUUUGGAGAGGGGGGCCGGAGAGACUUCAGGCAGGGCCAGCAAGCUCCUCUGUCCUGGAAUCGCUGGAAGCAACGCGAAGAGGGCAGGUCCCUUUAUUCUGGGGCCUCGUUUGGGGAACUCGCCCGUGCCAAGUAUAGUGCAGUGUCUGGCCAGGAAGGAUGGGACAGAUGACUUCUACCAGCUAAAAAUCUUGACGCUGGAGGAGCGGGCAGACGCGGCCGCAGAGACCCAGGAAGAGAGGCAGGGGAAGAUGCUGCUGCACACCGAGUACUCCCUCCUCUCGCUGCUCCAUAACCAGGACGGAGUGGUGCACCACCAUGGCCUGUUCCAGGACCGGGCGUACGAGAUUGUAGAGGACCCGGAGGCCAACAAUGGUAAGGUACGCCGGAUGAAGAAGCGGAUCUGCCUGGUGCUGGACUGCCUCUGUGCGCACGACUUCAGUGACAAGACUGCGGACCUCAUCAACCUGCAGCACUACGUCAUCAAGGAGAAGCGGCUGAGCGAGCGCGAGGCCAUCAUCAUUUUCUACGACGUGGUGCGCGUGGUGGAGGCCCUGCACAAGAAAAACAUUGUGCACCGAGACCUGAAGCUUGGAAACAUGGUGCUCAACAAACGGACUCACCGGAUUACCAUCACCAACUUUUGCCUGGGCAAGCACCUGGUGAGCGAGGACGACCUGCUGAAGGACCAGCGAGGAAGUCCAGCCUACAUCAGCCCUGACGUACUGAGUGGCCGGCCGUACCACGGUAAGCCCAGUGAUAUGUGGGCCCUUGGAGUGGUGCUGUUCACCAUGCUCUACGGCCAGUUCCCCUUCUACGACAGCAUACCUCAGGAGCUAUUCCGUAAGAUCAAGGCUGCAGAGUACUCCAUCCCAGAGGACGGGCGUGUGUCGGAGAACACUGUGUGUCUUAUACGGAAGCUGCUGGUGCUGGACCCCCAGCAGAGGCUGACCGCCGUCGAGGUCCUGGAGUCUCUCAGCGGCAUUAUUGCCUCGUGGCAGUCAGUAUCCUCUUUGACCGGACCACUUCAGGUUGUACCGGACAUCGAUGACCAGGUCAGCCACCCAGAGCAUCUCCAGGAGGUGAAAAUGACAGAGGAGUCAUCGCAGUACGAGUUUGAGAACUACAUGCGCCAGCAGCUGCUUCUGGCCGAGGAGAAGAACACUAUCCACGAGGCCAAGGCCAGCUUCCUCACCAAGCGCCAGUUCGGCGCCAUCCCUCCCGUGCGGCGCCUGGGCCACGACGCCACGCCCGUCAGCCCUCUGGACGCUGCCAUCCUGGCCCAGCGCUUUCUCCGGAAGUAGCCCCUUCAUCCAUCGCCUUGACAAGUGGAGUGAGGGACACAUAAGGGUUGGGUUGGGAAGGUACCCUAAAACUGAGAAUAUCUGUGGGAGCUUAGCCCCAGCUCGACCCUCCCUUGGGUAGAGAGGCCCCUAGCUGUGUUGAGUUAGGUGGGGUGGGUGGGGGGGGGGGCACCAGAACUGAUCACUCACCUGACAACCUCUCAUAGUUUUCACACUUCAUGUCUGGGUGUUGGCAGUGUGCACAGGAAUGGCAAGGCUGGAGAAUCUGAAGAUCUGAACCAAAGGCUCCCACUGACCCCCCACCACCACUGAUCUUAGCACACGGUUGUCUCAGCCAGCAAUGGGCACAUAUGGAGUCUUACAGGCCAGGGGGAUACCACACACGGUUGCGUGUGUGUUUGGACAUGAAAAGCUCCACCAUUGUGUCCCUCUGCUGAGAUCUGGACAUCGCCCUCCUACCUACCCCCCAUUUGUUCUUGAUAACCCUGAGCAAUACAGGGCCAAAAGAACCAUGUAGCAACCUUCCUCUAACCUCCCUCAACUCUCCAAACUGGGAUCACUUGAUCAUGGACGUCACUCACGCGCCCGCCCGCUCCGCUCUCUUUAGUGUCCUCAUAACCAAAAUGAUCUGGACUAGUCCUGUCUCUAAACUACGACUUCAAAUCUACCUCUCUCAAUCUUUUUAUUUUUCAUUCUUUUUUUUUUUCUUUCCAUGUGUCCAUUUUUCACCAUGUCCACCAUUCUCAAAAAACAAGGAAUUGUCGGGGUAGGGUUGUCACCGUAGACAGAAAGCAUUACUAGGUUUUGGUGCGUAAAGGUUUGGAAUAUGAAUAAGCUUUUUUCCUUAUGAGUAAUAAGUAGCAUUUUACCCUUCUAUCUAUUCUACAUUGAAGUUGCUAACUAUAGUUAGUUGCCAAAACGCCAACUUCUAUCUGUAAGUCUAGCCGAUUGCAUUGUUUUCUUGCUUUCGCUCACACCCUGUGGAACCAUUUUUUUUUUUUUUUUUGCCUUUAGGUGUCUAGUGUCAAAUACCUGGAGGUUGUGAUGCCAAGAGCUGGAUGGGGGAUGUUUUAUUAGACAUUUAUUAGAUGUUUAAGGUUGAUCCUCUCUUGUUAUUGCUGUUGUGUGAUACCUCCCCCUCGUUCAUCACUGAACAACUUCCAGGUAUUCAACUUCCCAUUUAUCCUGUGUGACAUCAUCAUUGUGGGACAAGUAUUGGGCAUGAAUGUGAAUGAAUGGUAAUGCCAGUGAUUGUCAGUGUGUAGAUAAGUGUGAUUUGGGCCCAGGGGUGUAUUAGACAAAGCCAGGUCCUUUUCAGUGGUAGGUGCAGACUAGAGCCACGUUAUUUAAGCCCAGUGAGUCAGUGCACACCCUUAAACUAGCCAUCCUCUCAAUCGCUUUAUCUUGCCUGCCUCAGUUGCUUGCACACACUGAGAAUAUAUAGGCUUUUGUAAGACUGGCUAGACUGAAUGUGUCUGCUAUGAAAGAUGGGCAUCCCUCAUGUUGGCCCUGUCUUCGUCGUGAAUGCUCUAGUGCUUAGCAACGUCUUAAGUUUAAAAUCAAACAAAACCGUAAUGAUCACAGUAGCUCACAAGCCCUUUUAGCUGUUUGUAAGUGAUAUUGUAGUAGCUGAUCAUGAAAGACUUACUAUGAUGUUGAUAAUGAUAAUUGAAUAGAUAGUGUAAUAUUUCAGAGAAACUCUCAACAAUGAGGUCGCGUCUCCAUCACUCGGUCGCGUCUCCAUCACUCGGUCGCGUCUCCAUCACUCGGUCGCGUCUCCAUCACUCGGUCGCGUCAUGCCAUUGUUAUGCACUUUCUCAAGCCUCCCUCUGCUCGCGGCGCCAUAGUGGUGCCAAACGUCGCGAUCAAUCUUAUCAUUCUGCACAGAGGCUGUAUCGUCUAAAUUACACCAGUGUCCUGGAAAUAAGGUGACAUUGCUAUAGUUGGUAGAUAUUUAGUAGGAAACAACUUUGCCAUUGUCGUCAAAUUUAAUUUAGGCAGAUGGCAAUGUCAUAAGUUAGCAAAGUUUGUCCAAAAAAGCUAGCAAUGUUGCUAAGCUACUAACUCGUGAACAAUAUUAGGCAUCUGUUCACAUAAGCUUGCCCAUCUUUAUGGGUAUCCGCAUUGCUUAGACCUUCACCCUAUUUAUAUCCAAAUUGAUCACAUGGGUAGAAACUUGAGUCAGUUUCCUCCUAUUUCAUUGUAUAUUGUCUUUUUCCUCAAUUUCAUGUAUGUUGAUUUUGUUAUUUAUUCACUGUCGAUUUUCAGGCAUCAAAUCUCUGCCAUUUUAGCUUAAAGCAAGAAGUGUUCUGGUUCCAUUUGUUUCUCCAAACAUUCAAACUUGAGCCGCCAUUGCAGUUUUUUCCCUCUAAAGAUCUUUUUAUUAUUUUUUACCAUUGCCACACACUCGUGGUCAAUUUAAGCUACACUAAUAAUGAGACUGACUGCAUAGUUCUAUUUUUUACACAGAAAAUAAUCGCACAUUAUAAUGAUUUAUGGUAGUGAUGUUCUGUUUAUUAGCCUGGUCACAGUUCUGUUUGUGCGGUCUUGCCAACUGUUGCCUUGACAGUGACAAACAGAUCUGGGACCAGGCCAACUGUUUAUCGCCCCAUACCAGACUUUUGGUCAGUAUGUAAAUAUAAUACCAUCAUGACAGCGACAACACCAGUAGAGCUUCCAUCUCGUGGAAUGAUCCCAGCUCUGAUCAGGGGUACAUUCAGUGAGGUGAAAUGUUGCAGAUAGCAAUGUGUUGAAUAGAACUGACAUUCUGAAUUCAACAUGACAGGAAAUCAUAUCUUAAUUUCUAUCUGAACGUUUUGUAACAUUGCACCCUCCUGAACAGCCCCGCUUUAACACAAAUUAGAUAUAGACAUACAUUAGAGGCAAUACUAGCCACCCCAUUUGGAUUUUGAGGGAUGUUAGCUUUUUUCCCCCACCUCAAUGUGAAUUUCUGGGUAUAAAAGCAGUAUUGUAGUUGAUAGUGUGUCAGUAGUUCAUGAGAAAAAGGUAUUUUGUGAACACCACAGCCCUUGUUGAAGGCAAAUUUGUCAUCCCAUCUUACUUGAGGGUGACCAUAACCCACUAUUUUAUAUAAAUAUGUAGGUUUAUUAGAUAAAACCCUUGAUAGUAAUGUAUUAUCUGUAGCAUUAUCAAGAUGGUGUUCACAUUUAGCUGUUGGAAUUGUCCCAUUUGAUGUCUAUGAAAGUUGUCUCCUUCAGACAGUCUGUGGACUGAAAGCACCAUACGAAGCAUGAUGUUGAGCUCUUUGUGAAAUGCGAUUUUUAUUUUUUGCAUGAAUUUUUUACUUGCAAGGUGGUCCCACAAUAUAAUUCCCUGAAAUCCACCAACCAGGAAGAAUUGGGAAUUUGAGUCUUAAGGGGAAAAACCUAAUGUUUUUCAUAACUACAACCGAUUUUCAUUUAAUGAACAUUCAACAUAAUUUUUCAUUUUUACCAUAAUUCUAAAAUGGAGGAAAUGUCUGUCAGUUUAAUGAUGUAUUUGAUUUGCUGAAUAUUUUAACUGGAAAAUAGAUUAUGGUGUAUGAUAUGUGGUGGUAAAAAUGGUUGACAACCAGCAGGAUUUGUAGUAAACUGCUUGGUUGGAUAUGGGCAUCUAAUACAAAAACCUGGCUAAUUGUACAGAGAUGGAAGAAGAAAAAGAAAAAAAGUUUGUAUAAAAGACAUAUUUUUGUACUUCAUCAAAUCUCUACAUGCAUGUCAGCAAUAAACUUUGAUAUGGAAACAUU